GGAAGAAGGAAGUCAUUAGCCAAUGGGCAUUGGCACAACUGGCAGGAGCAAUCUAAACCCUUUCUAAAAGAAACACGUAACUCCAGAAAUGUAUACGGACAUUAGGCGUAUUUGCAAAGCACUGUAAAGCUAUUUCCAUAUGGAAUAUAAACUCGGAAUACAAUUACGUAUCCUAUUGUUUGGAGAUCGGCUUUAGAUUCACUGGUGUCGGGAAAUGACGGAGGCUGGUGAGUGUUUAUUUAGGCUACGUCUUUGACCACUAUAAAUUUACGACUACUUCUAUUCUGAAUGUUUUCCACUUAUUUAACUUUUAAUCAAUAUCUAACUCUUACAUUAAUUCAAUAAUACUAGUAUUCGUAGCCCAAAAAGCAGCACAAAGCGUUUUUUCCCCCGCAUGCAGGUCAUCAAAUUCAGAAUACAGUUUGACUGAUGAGGGUCCUUGAUAUCUGGGACAAAGCUUCGUUAUCACAUCGCCAGUUUAUCCAACAGUACGUACGUUAGUCCUAUUUCAUGUGUUCGGCCUGGUGUGAGAGAUGUAUUAUGUUUAUAAUUGAUGGGAUGACUAACUUAGAAAGAAUGCAUUCUUGACUGGGCUAAUGUAGGCUGUGACACCUGGCAAGCUGUGAUUGAUGUGAAGAGCUGUUUUAGGGGUGUAAAGGGAGAUAGGAUUUGUGUCUCCAAUGCUAGACUAUACUGGUUCUUUGUGAUCUGUGGACCUUCCUUGGACGUAGGAAUGGUGUCUAAGGGAGCUGGCUCUUCUCACUAUGACAGGUUGUUAUGAUAUGGACAUAUGCCUGUAACAGAGAUGCAUCAACGGAUUGACUGAGUAAGUCUAAACCACGCUCAAGUCUCUACUCUAAUUGGUCAGCAGAGAGGUGGGAAACUCCCUCUGUCAGAGUAUUGAGCAAGAACCCAGAACAAUGGGUUAGUUCUCUGGGGUGCCCUGCGAGGUAUUCAGAGAGCCCGUAUAUACGAAACAUCAUAUUUACCAUUGAAGGUUUUUGCAUUAAUUAAAUAACUAGUAUAUCUUAGAAGUCGUGUUGACCUCUUUUGUUCCUAAUACCAGAUUUGAAUUGACGCAACUUUGACAAUUGGUGACACUCCGACGUGAUCUGGUAGAAGGACUACGCUGGGUAAUGUCCGGCCCAUUUGGUCACCUCUUUCAUCGAACCGUGUGUUUCACAAAGUGCCCGGGCUCUAAAAAGGUAAGCAGAUACCUAUGUUAAAUAACUAAACUUCUGCACAUUGGCUUUUUCAAAUUAAUUUUGUUGAAACACCUGUCUGAGUAAGUGAACUAAAUUAUGAAACUAUUAUGAGUAGAUAAGCACAAUUUGGGACAUGCAAACCUGUGAUAAAUGUGAUGUUAAACCAUGGUACCACAGGAGUAUUGGUUCUACCGGCAAGGUCCGUGAGAUACGGCUAGGUUCAGGAGACAAUACUGACAUCUACCGGCAAGGUCCGUAAUUGCGACAAUACGGCUAAGGUUCGGAGAUAUAGGGAAUUAUUGAUUAAGUAAUUGCUAUCGGCAAGGUUCGUACUAUGACAGUACGACUAAGGUUUGAAGAAUUACACCGGCAAGGUCCGUAACUACGAGGAUACGGCUAAGGUUCGGGAAAUUUUAGAUAUAGGGAAUAAUUGAUUUAAGUAAUUGCUAUCGGCAAGGUUCGUAACUACGACAGUAUGACUAAGGUUCGAAGAAUUACACGGCAGGUCCAUAACUUUAAGGAUAUGGCUGGGUUCGGCAAAUUUUGAUAAUACUGGUGACUGGCAAGGUCCGUAACUAAGGGUUGCGGCUAGGUUCAGCACAGUGUUUUGAAUAAAAUAGACGCGGCUGUGUGCCCAAAUAGAUUGUGUGUGGAGUGUAGGUGUGUCAUUUAUGACUGUGUGACAUAUUUGACUGUGUGAUGGGUUAUGACUGUAUAUUUGAGUGAGUGCGAUAAGUGUGUACUAUUUUUACUGUGUGAUAACUGUAUACUACUUAACUGUUGUACCAUUUUUGGCUGUGAAUACAAAGAUAUUUUAAAACAGUAAAUAAUGAGAACUACAAUUAGGAAAUAAAGUUUAAAGUGUGCAAACGUUAACAAAAGACACCCAUAGGAGGUACUAUAAAAAGUUAGACAGUGGCGAGGUGUUGUCGUAUGCAUGAAAGUGUGAAUGAUAAACCUGUAUACCUUGAUAGAAACACAAUUGGGAAUCAAAAGACGUUUGUGGCUGUUCAAACGGUAUAAUUUGGGAAUAAAUGUUGGAUUUGUGGUUACUCAAACCAUAUAACCCGUCAGUGACAAUCGAAAACAUGAAAUGAAAAGUGAUGAAUGAGUGUGACUGAACUAAAACGUUUGAACUGAUAUAUUUGAAAUAUAACAUUUGAUGUUUGACAUAGCGUAAUACUGGUUUUAAAUAAGUAAAUUGAAGUGAUAUGGUGUGGCGUUUGAUUUGAUGUAACAAACCAUUGGUUAAUUAAUUAAAACACUUGGGUUAUUCGUUCAAUAUACCCAUUUGAUGUGUGGCACUGUAAGGAUACUGCUUUCAAAUAAUUAAGGCUGAAAUAAACGUGCACCAACUUAACUAAUUAGGUGGGAAUUAUUUGAUUUAAAUAAUAGACUGAAGUACUUUGAAUAACGGCAGAAUAUUGGGAAACGCGCUAAAACGAGAAAACAGCUCCUCACAAGCUCCUCAAAAGCCUGUUCCCCCUGAACAGGAAAGAAGUAGAGUUGCGAGGGGAGGGGCUGGAGAGAGCGAAAGUGUGGCUUUUGGAGCCGGAGGAAAGACUGGGAGUUGGCUUGGAACGCAUGUGGGUAUCUGACGAGAGAAUGUUACUAAACUUGCUCACCCGAACGCUAGACGUGCGUCAUGGGUGAGAGAGUAGAGAAUGUUACAUUUGCAUUUUGGUAAUUUGGCAGACGCUCUUGUACUAGAGCGAUUUAUGGGAGCAAUUGGGGUUGAGUACCUUGCUCGAGGGCACAUCGGCAGAUUUUUCGCCUGGUCGGCUCGGGGAUUGGAACCGGCGACCUCUCGGUUUGUUGGCGCGGCGCUAUAGAUCACUAGGCUGCCUGCCGCCCCAUAUGAGUUUAAGGUUGUGGCGUUGUUGGAUUAUGUGAUGGUGGAAUAAACUAAGUAAUGUUGUUUUAGACGUAAUGUAUAAUACAGUACAAAGCAAAUAGAGGGUUUAAAUUGAACUAAUUAUCAUGGUGAGAGCUAACGGUAGUACAGUGAGGGAACUUCAUUUUUGUGUCAGAGGGUAAAUGAGGAAUCAGUAAUAAUGCUAUUGGUGGAAAUCUAUUUAUCAUUUCAAGGCAUGGAGUAACAAUCUGCAUUUAUGAGUGUAAAUUCCACAGCUGAUUGUGUUGAUUGAAUGGUACGAUGGAGUAGUUGGUUUUGGUAAUGUUGAAUGGACUAUUUGUAGCGUACUUUGGGGUUAAAUAGAAAAAACUCACGUAUUCAAUAGGGAAUGGGUAAGAGAGAGAGAGUUUUAUACGUGUAUUAAAAGUUGCAUAAGAUAGCUUUAGUGGUAUUCUAGAUGGAUCUAUGAAAUAUGUUACAAGUACGAAUGACAUUAUUUCCUAAGAAGGAAGAUUGUAGGGACAUUUCCCGCGCCUCCCCCAUAAUGUAGGAAGGAGCAGGAGAGGGGAAAGGAGAUGGUAAGAGACAGGACAUAGUUCAGAUGGUAGGAAUGUCAUUAAGCGUAUGCUGAUAAACGAUAGCAAGUAUUUGUUUUAUUAAAUUAGGGCAUAAUCAGAGAGAACAGUUUAAAGAAAUUGAAUAGCGAACUGAAAUGGGUUAGCGGGGAAAAUACAAAAUAGUUGGACAAUUUUAGAACGAUUAAUUUAUUUUGGUUAGGAUGCAAGUAUGCAUUGGCUGUUGUGCUAGGGGAAAUAGCGCCAGCCUGUGGUGGGUUCUGGAUUGGUGAAACAGUGGGGACAGGAACAAUAGAAGGGGAGACAGAUUUUCCUAGAGGGUGAACAAAUAAUGAUAAUGGAUCAUUUGAGAUGAGAUCAUAUUAGCAGAGUUGGGUAAUCAAUUAAAAUAAUUCAUUGUAUACUCGAGGAAUUUUGAGUGGUUUUGUGGAUUAGCUUAUGAGCAAUUAGAUUGAUACAAACAAUUAUUGAUUGGUUAAAGACUGGGGAUAUCUGUAUCAUAUUUUGUGUUGUACUACCAUCUUUAGAUUAUAACUAGGAGAAAGAGAUUUAGCUCAUCUCAGUUAGGCAGUAUUUAGGUCAUAAGAUGGGAGCUACCAAAUUAAGUUGAGCCUAACUAUAUCUGAUUGUUAUUUUUCAUUGGGUUUUUCAAAUAAAAAAAUAAAAAAAACACACCCAGCAUGAUGUUUAUAAAGGGUUGUUAUGUUGAAUUUAGGGGGAUUUUCAACAGAUCAUGGGUGGUGUUUACUAUGCUGUAGGAUGGAACGGUUUGUUGGGGAUAUUUGAACCUAAAUUAAGGAAUAAGCUGCAGUAAUCAGAGGAAUGGUUAUCACUAGGUAAAUGGAUAAAAACAGGGGAAAAACAUUACUGACUGGCAGAAUACACAAAUGGGGAUCAGUAUGGCCACUCCACUGGGAGAUAUAGAAGAAAAAGUUGAAUUGGAGAGCAAAAAACCCAGCCCAGGGUCCCACCUGGAGAUAAGUUUUAACGGAUGACAGGAAGAGAUUUUCUUAACUCAGGAACAGGAGACUGAGUUAGCAGCAAUUCCGUUCAAAUUAUGGUCACAAGGACAACAGAUGUAGGACUAAUUAAGGGGGUAGCUCCAGUACAAGUGAUUCCUCGAUCCGAUAAUAGACCAUACCAAAAGCAAUAUACUAUGAAACCAGAAGCCAAUAAAAGGGAUAACACCUACAUUUGAGCAUUUACUUAAGGGAGGGGUGAUAAUUCCUGGAGAUGAGGCACAAUGCAACUCUCCAGUAUUUCCUGUUAAAAAGGCGGCACCUAGCGCCGACUGGAGGAUGGUCAUGGACUUGCAGGGGUUAAUAGAAAUAUAAUUCCCCAGAGUUCCAUGUGUACCAGAUCCACAUACAUUGCUGAACCAAUUGAAACCAGAGAACUCCUAUUUUACAGUGAUGAUUAGCUAAUGCUUUCUUUAGUAUCCCAGUUCAUCCGGAUAGUCAGGGGUGGUUUGGCUUUACUUUUCAGGGAAGGAAAUGGACUUACGCUAGGAUGCCUCAAGGCUACUCGGAAAGUCUUACAAUCUUUGUCCAGGCUAUAACUAGGAAUUUGGGAAAGUUUGAACCUAGGGAAGGACGCCAAAUGUUAGUUUAUGUUGAUGAUAUUCCAUUGGCUAAUCCCACUCAGGAGGGAUGUAAGAAGGAUACAAUCCAAUUGUUAACCUUCCUGGCAGAACAGGGACACAAAGUGAGCAAAAAGAAACUUCAACUUUGGCAGAGCGAGGUCAUUUACCUAGGACACACUAUAACACAGGAGGGGCGAAUGUUAAACUCAUCCAGGAAAACUGCUAUAUUUGAAGCGCCAAAACCGUUAAAACAAAAAACAAAUGAUGAGCUUUUUGGUAAUGAUAAACUGCUGUAAAACUUGGGUACUCCAUUAUGUACUGCAUACAGGUAAAUUAAGUGAUCUUAUCUAUGGGAAGGCAAUGGCAGCCCAUGGUAAAAUCAUUUGGAACUCUGAGGAGGAAGAACAGUUUAUGUUGUUGCUCUCUUCCCAAACAGUCUUAGCUUUUCAUACAUAUAUCAGGGAUGUUAUCUAAAUGGUAGAGAGUAAAGAGGGAUAUGACAUUGGUCGUGAUUUAAAGAUGAUGAGGUUUUUUGGUGGGCUACUAGAUAUAACUGGGUUAAUCAUGAACAUAGAGAUUUUUAUUCUUUGUUGCUAGACAGAAGACUUAGGUGACCUAGAAAUAGACUUGUCAUGUCCAACAAUCAGUCUUCAGGUCAAGCCCGGGAGAGCCUGGGUAGAACAGAGUUUGAACUAAACAUAAGUGUUUUUACAAGAUAGAGAUUGAUUGAUUGGAUUACUAAAUGAUUCUGAACUGAAUAAAAGUCGAAUUUAGCUGCCAUAAAAGACAAAGGAAGUGGGAGGAGCAAUAAAGAAGCAAUUGACAAUCUCAAAAAUGAAAGGCAUGGCAAUGGAUGAUAAAUUACCUAAGGGAUGGUUUAGAAAGGUGGUAAUAUUGACACAUGGGCAAAUCAUGUGUCAAAAAGGGGGAGUGAUAGGAUUAAAUAAUAAUGAUAGGAUUAAAUAAAAUAAAACUUUUUUUUUAAAAAACAAUAGAAAUUGAGAGCUCAACAUGUAUGUGUGAAGAUAGUUUAUUAACCACACCUGUAUGUCAGAGGUUUUGUGACCCACAGGUGAACUAAAGGAGAAGGUGACCCACUCUAUCUCACCAGGAGACUGGGUGUGGGUCCAGUCCCUAAAAGAAGAAAAACUGGAAGCAGGCCUGUUGGGAAGGGCCCUAUCAAGUCCUAUUAGAUCCUGGGUGCAUGUCACACACUGAAAAAAGGUAAACCCAGUUACACACCUGAUGAACAAACACAGAGUUAGGAGAAAGAACCGAUCACCAUUAGGGCUCGGGGGUUGGCUCCUUAACGAAGAUCCCCUUACCCCUGUCUGAUCAUCCCUGUGUGAGUUCGGUAGAAGGUGAAGUAAUGGGUUGGCGUCUGACAUGUUCUCAGGGCGAGGGUGGGGAUUCACAGGUCUGUCUGAUUGUGGGGGCCAUAUUCCUAACACACUCAAACCCUUCUGAUCAGCCCAAAAGUAGUAGUUAACCUAACACAAGUUGAUAAAAUAAUACCUGAGCACAGUCUACGAAGGCAUAGGAGACAGCUAGACGUAGGGAAAGGGGACGUACUAGGGACUUUAGGGGAGGAUAUCACCAUAUGUAUGUCACAAUGUACAUCCUGGGAUUAUGUAGUUGCUCAUACCGAGCGUGGGGGAUAUGUAAAUCUCCAUACACAGUUUAGGGACAGGUGUAGUAUUGUAAAAGUAGGGAAUUACCAGAAAUGGCAGUGCGACCCAUUGAAGGGUAGGUACUGUCUGAAAGUCUGAAGUACGCAAAAACAGGUUUAUCCUCCAUGCAAGCCACCUGGGAAUGUGGUGAAAGAGUCUUGUAGUAACUUGAACUAUCUGUAUCCCCCGAUAACAAAGUCAUUCCGACCUAGGUUGCCUACGUUUGAAGUCUCAGGGGAUUCUAAUUGUUUUUCUAGGACUAGUAAGAUAGGAUACAGAGUAGGGCAUCUUAGCUCCUGCUCCUACACAGAGAAUGUCACAACUAAAAGAGACCAUGACUAAUCUCUCCUCUUUGUUGCAGCCAGAGGAUUUUAGGAUCCAAAACCAGGCCCGUGCUGACAUCUGAUGGUUGUGUGGUGAUAACUGAUUGUGAAUUCACCUACAUACGCAAAUAAUCAAACGUGUCAGAGACUGGUGAGUUGUCACAUAGAAAGUAGGACCUCCUCCCGGGAUCCUUUGAUGAAAGGAUCCUUUGAUGGGAUAGGAGUACCUCUAGGGGUACCAGAAGAAUUCAAAGCUAGGAAUCAGAUCGCAGUUGAGUUUGAAUCAAGUCUUUUUUGGUGGUCAACAAUUAAUAAAAACGUAGAUUGGAUGAAUUAUAUUUACUAUAACCAGCAAAGAUUUAUAAAACCACACUCGUGAUGCAAUAAAGGGAUUAGCUGAGCAGACAGCGGCAACUAGCUUAAUGACAUGGCAGAAUAGAAUAGCUUUAGAUAUGCUUUUGGCUGAGCGGGGCGGAGUUUUGUGUUCUGUUUGGAUAUAUGUGCUGUAUUUUCAUCCUCAAACAACAUAGCACCGGACGGGUCAGUGACAAAAGAGCUUCAGGGGAGUAACUACGCUGACGAACGAACUGGCUGAGAACUCUGGUAUUGAUAGCACCAUAAACGGUUGGUUUGAUAACAUAUUUGAUAAAUGGAAAACUAUUGUUAUAACUAUUCUGGGUGAAGUUAUAGCUUCUAUGGGUAUACUUGUUCUUUGUGGAUGUUGUCUUAUUUCCUGUGUCUGAGGUUUGGUGAGAAAAGGAGAUGGGGAAGGUGGUUUCCCAACAGAUGGUGAGAUACGGCCAAAUCCUGGACUCCAACCUAGGAAUGAAGGAUAUGACCUACCAGGCUUGGUGGAGUGACACUAGAGGGUGUCUAAAGGGGGCCAAAAUGUACUUCCCUGUUGGUGUUUUAUGUUUUAAUAAUCUUAUGUUUUGUGUUCUAUUAAUCCUGUGUUUUAUGCUUUAUUAAUCAAGUUAACCAUGUGAAUGUUUGUCUUUCCUUGUGUGAUGGUUUGAAGUUCUUUGAUGACUGGUAACAAUUUGCAAGUUGGGUGUAGAUGGACUGAGGGUUUUAAUUUUUUAGUAUCAUUAUGGCCUAUUAAUAAAAGUGUGAUUAUUUUUGUUUGUAUUGUAUUUUAAUGAGUGACACCCUAGAGGGUGUCAAAGGGGGGAUUGUGAGAGAUUUAUUAUGUUUAUAAUUGAUGGGAUGACUAACUUAGAAAGAAUGCAUUCUUGACUGGGCUAAUGUAGGCUGUGACACCUGGCAAGCUGUGAUUGAUGUGAAGAGCUGUUUUAGGGGGUAAAGGGAGAUAGGGAUUUGUGUCUCCAAAUGCUAGACUAUACUGGUUCUUUGUGAUCUGUGGACCUUCCUUGGACUUAGGAAUGGUGUCUAAGGGAGCUGGCUCUUCUCACUAUGACAGGUUGUUAUGAUAUGGACAUAUGCCUGGUAACAGAGAUGCAUCAACGGAUUGACUGAGUAAGUCUAAAACCACGCUCAAGUCUCUACUCUAAUUGGUCAGCAGAGAGAUGUGAAACUCCCUCUGUCAGAGUAUUUGAGCAAGAACCCAGAACAAUGGGUUAGUUCUCUGGGGUGCCCUGAGAGGUAUUUCAGAGAGCCCGUAUAUACGAAACAUCAUAUUUACCAUUGAAGGUUUUUGCAUUAAUUAAAAUAACUAGUAUAUCUUAGAAGUCGUGUUGACCUCUUUUGUUCCUAAUACCAGAUUUGAAUUGACGCAACUUUGACACUGGGUGUGUUUGCAGUCUCUGUAAAUCAUUACACUGUGUGUGUGUUCUGCACCCAUACAUUGGAAACACCUAUUUUCUAUAAGGCUUUGUUUGCAACAGUAUGUGUAACACACCUUAUUUUAUUCCUAGAUAUGCCUACUCCAAACCGGUCAUCCUUAAAGGUUUCUCAUACAAUACGGUACGUGUGAAUCAAAAAAGCAAUUUAAAAAAUUUACUCGUCACAGACUUUAAUAUCAGUCUAGCAAUGGGCUCUGGUGAACGUAAUUGUUUUGUUUUCAGAAAUUCCAGUUCUUGUGCUCCAAGUCCAGCCUGCUCCAGGAGUAUGGAGAGAGGAUGGUGAGGCUCAGCACUGCCAACACCUACUCUUACAGGAAAGGUACACACACAGCUGUAGUUAUUCUAGAAGGUAUUCAGUGUUCUCUAUUUGUAGUACAUUACUUUACCUCUUCAUUAUCAUUUAGUGGAUGUCCGGUUUGAGGAGUUUGUGGACUUGCUGCUGAGGCCUCAGUCUUUAGACACACUGGGCAGUGGUGAGUUUGGUGUCUGGAACACCUCAUGGUCAUUGUACAGUACAUGAGCUCAACAGGCAAACCAUGAUCUGUAACAUAAUACAACAUGCUAUGUGAUCAUGCUGAAAAGUCAAAGCAUUAACAGAAACAAAUUUCACACACAGCCAGACAUCCUGUAUCUCACCCGGUCUCUCUUUGACAGACACUCUGUAUUUCUUCGGGGACAACAACUUCACUGAGUGGCGCUCUCUGUUUGAGAACUACAAGGCACCACGCUACAUGCUGCCUCACACCACGGGGGCAUACAGCUUCGGUAUCGCAGGUCAGUGGAUCUGUGGACCUGUAUGGCUCAGUUAGUAGAGCUUCCCACAGUUGUGUCAAGUUGGCUGGAUGUCCUUUGGGUGGUGGACCAUUCUUGAUACACACCGGAAACGGUUGAGUGUGAAAAACCCAGCAGCGUUACAGUUCUUGACACAAACCGGUGCGCCUGGCACCUACUACCAUACCCCGUUCAAAAGGACUUCAAUAUUUUGUCUUGCCUAUUCACCCUCUGAAUGGCACACAUACACAAUCCAUGUCUCAAGGUGAAAAAAAAUCAUUAUUUAACCUGUGUCCUCCCCUUCAUCUACACUGAUUUAAGUGGAUUUAACAAGUGACAUCAAUAAGGGAUCAUAGCUUUCACCUGGUCAGUUUGUCAUGGAAAGAGCUGCAUGUUUUGUAAACUCUGUGUAAUAUUAUUAUUCAUAUAUUCUGGAUUACACUAUACCAGGGUCAAGGGUUGGAUAUCAGAAUCAUGAUGUACAGCUGCAGUGGUGUUCAAGGUAGAUUAAAAUAUGACGUUACCAUCAGUAGCGGGGCGACUUGUACAGGACCCAAAGUACGAAGCAAGAGGCUAAACUCAGAUGCAUUUACUGCCACAUGCAGCUAUCAGGUUGCCAGAGAGCUGAACAAACCCCCAUGCACACUGGUGUGUCUGUGUGAAGAGAAAGGAGGACAUUUAAUAGUGUGUGAUACAUACAGCCAGUUACUGUGAUGAAGAACAGGCUGUCAUCCUCUGUUAAAGCUUACCUCCUGUACCUUCUAUCCACCCACCCAACCAGGCCCAGGAACAGGUGUACCCUUCCAUUGGCAUGGACCUGGCUACUCUGAGGUCAUCUAUGGCAGGAAGGUAAACAACACAUGAACUGCCUAUCAAAUCAUGGUCCACCCUAAUGCUUGAUCAUGUCUCCUAAGAAUAUCUCACAAUCAAGUCAAGUCAGAUGUAUUUAAAGUGCAUUUCACAUGGGUCACAACACACUUUACAUCAAUAAAACAACAAUAGAACCUUGAAGAAGGGGGAAUAAUGGUGAAGAGGGGAAACGACCAACAAAAUGAAUGCAUUGAAUAUACAACUGUCCCAGUGUCUAUAAUGACACCUGAUUCAUGUUUAAACAUGGGUCCAGCACCAGUAGGUAGGCUGGUGUAAGCCUGAAUCCAGGAUCAGCCUGGCUGGCUGUUAGCCUUAACACGCUACACUACCUUAUUGUAAUUGAUGCUGUAAGCCUUAAUGCGCUACACAACCUUGUUGUAAUUGAUGCACGCCUGUUAAACACAACAGUAUGAGAUAGCGUUUUUUUCUCCAACCCCCACAGCGCUGGUUCCUGUACCCCCCGGAGAAGGCGCCCCAUUUCCACCCCAACUACACCACCCUAUCCUGGGUCAAAGACACAUACCCUUACCUGCCUGAGGAGGAGAAGCCCACAGAGUGCACCAUCCGUCCAGGAGAGGUCAGAAAACACAUUUAAAACAACCAUGAGGGUCACUACGUUUUGAGGUAAACAUGACUUUUGAGCCAUUGUUUUCACUGAAUUGGGAUGAUAGGCUGCGUUCAGAUUUGUCUUUUUGCCUUACCACGGCAACAGCAGGAAGAGGAUAAUAACUAGUAUUAAUAACUUGUCAUUCUGAUGUCACUGGCUUUUUGUGUUGUUGCUGAUAGGUGCUGUAUUUCCCUGACCGCUGGUGGCAUGCCACGCUCAAUUUGGACACCAGUGUCUUCAUCUCCACCUUCCUGGGCUGACCCCUGAUCCUGCAACAGACUAGAAGGUCAUAAGGGUCAUUGCCCAUGGACAAAAGCCGUGUUAGAAUACUUUCAACAUGCAUCAUUCCUUUUUCCCUCUGUGAGGUAAUCAGAUUUUUUGCACAUCCAGUC
Messenger RNA from Coregonus sp. 'balchen', 11652 nucleotides. The record is from the annotation of a GenBank genome assembly. NCBI's taxonomy places the organism in Eukaryota, Metazoa, Chordata, Actinopteri, Salmoniformes, Salmonidae.